Balearica regulorum gibbericeps (East African grey crowned-crane) is the source of this 1190-nucleotide messenger RNA. Lineage: Eukaryota; Metazoa; Chordata; Aves; Gruiformes; Gruidae. The record is from RefSeq and is a predicted model, not a curated record.
AGGAGGAAUUAUUCAGUAAUUUGUCCAUAUUCAAUGAAACGUGUGUGAAGUGGCAAAGGAAAACUGGAAGACUGGGAGUGCAGGAAACGUACACAUUUCACAUACUGGGCCAAAGAUGGGAUGAGAAGACGUUCUCAGAAGAUGCAAUAUUUAACAUCACUACAAGUGAAGAUAAUCCAAAGGUGUGUUUAGAUCUCAACUCUGGCAGUAACUAUGUGGUGAAUAUUACUACCAUGUCUUCCACAGACGUCGCUGUCUCAGUUACAGUAGCAGUUCAAACAAAGGUAAAGGAAGCUUUCAAUAAUGUAUUAAUUUUUAAUGAUACCUGCUUGAAAUGGCAGAGAAAUGUCAGGGGAACUGAUGUGGAAGACAGAUACUCAUUUCAUGUGCAAGGCCAGCGUUGGUAUCAGAAGGAGUUCUUUCAUGAAAUGACCAUCAACCUUACCACACACAAGCAGGCUCCAGAAGUUUGUUUUGAUUUGCAGCCAGGCACCAAUUACUCUGUUAAUAUUUCCAUGGUAGCUUUGAAUUUUUCGCUGCUCAUUUCCAUGACAACACAAAUCACAGAUCCCCCUUUCCCAGAUGUAGAAUUUGUUGCAGUAAAAGGUUCCUCACCCUCGCUCAGACUCCGGAAAGCAGAAGAUCGAAAUGGACCAAUCAGUCUUUAUCAAGUGAUUGUGCUUCCUCUGGGUUUGCAAAGCACUUUUAUUUGUGAAUCCUUUGCUGCUGCAACUUUCUUUAGUAACACCACUGAUGUUAAAGGAUAUGUGGCAGCUGAAUUUCGGGCGAAGGAUGUUGCUGAUAACAUGUCAAUUGCUCUUGGAGACAGACAUUACUACGGGAAGUUUUAUAAUGCUCCUUUAAAGCUGGGAGAAGAGUAUUAUGUUUUUUUGAGAAUAAUAAGUGAAUGGAAUAAGGUGACAACACAGUCCUGUGCUGUUUGGGCACAUAUUAAAAGCUUACCACCCACUCUGCAGUACAUGACUGCUGUUGGAUUCGGGUCAGUUGCUGCAGUCUGUCUUGUAUUGUUCCUCUCGUUCUCAGCAGCACGCUCUUAUCUCCAGAGCACAGUGUACUCCCCGCCUGCUGCUUUAGCCUGUGAGGCUGUACAUUUAUCUGCUACGAUGGACGUGGCACAAACAGGGAUUACAUCAUCAUUCCUAGAGACUGAAAAUGUCUCUCUUCUCUGA